Messenger RNA from Drosophila gunungcola (fruit fly), 1037 nucleotides. RefSeq lists its product as uncharacterized. Bases 156 to 941 code for a protein of 261 amino acids. The transcript is spliced from 3 exons. The record is from RefSeq and is a predicted model, not a curated record. Lineage: Eukaryota; Metazoa; Arthropoda; Insecta; Diptera; Drosophilidae.
UCAGUUUCAGUUUCAUUUGAAGUCUUCGUCUCAUCAGCACCACUUUUUCGUAAGCGACAUUUUCGAGUCGUCGGCAUAUAAGUCUGGGCGGCCAGUGAUUAGCAUUUAGUUGAAUUUUGAUUGCCAAGGGACCGGUGUCGUCAGCUCGAUCGGAAAUGCAUUUCUUCGUUGUACCCUGCCUCCUGGGCCUUGCCACAGCCAUUCCCCAGGGAUACAACUACCAGGCCCAGCAGCAGCUGCAGCUGCCCGCCAUUCCACAAUUCGCCAGCCAGGCCGAGCAGUCGCUGCUGCAGCAGGCGCUGCAGGCCCCACAGGUGCAGCAGGUCCUGUCCGGCGGAAACGUGGCCACCUCGUACUCCGCUGCGUCCCAGCAAAACCAGGCCGCUGUGUACCAGCCACAGCCGACGCAGUUCAAUGCCUACCAGCCACAGCAACAGCAGCAGCAACACCUCGUCUCCAAGGACAUCUAUGUGCAUGUGCCACCGGCGGAGGAGCCCGAGGAUCGCUACCCCCAGCCCGUCCUGCCGCCCGCGCCCCCGCGCAAGCACUACCGCAUUGUGUUCAUCAAGGCGCCCACGCCCAGCGUCUCCAAGGCGGCGCUGCGGAUCAAGACGGCCCCCGUGGAGGAGAAGACCAUCAUCUACGUGCUGACCAAGAAGCCGGACCCCCUGGACCUGCAGGCGGCCAUCGAGGAGGCCGCGCCCAAGCAGCCCAGCAAGCCGGAGGUCUUCUUCAUCAAGUACAAGACGCAGGAGGAAGCUGCGCAUGCGCAGCGCACCAUUCAAGCCCAAUAUGACCAGCUUGGCGGCACCUCGCAAAUCUCCGACGAGGGAGUCGCUCCUGUCACCUCAGUGAUUGGCGUCCUGGACAACCAGCGUGCCAGUGGAGGUCCUGUAGGGAACCUGGUGAACAACUACCUGCCCGCCCAUCUGCGCACUUAGGCGCAAGAACUGUCGUACUUUUAAGUAUUCAAUCUUGUAUAUAUCUAGUUAAAUAAAUUUGAUCAUACGGCCAUUCCCCGAUGACAGUAAUCCAAA